Molecule: messenger RNA, 4772 nt
Organism: Macrosteles quadrilineatus (aster leafhopper)
Lineage: Eukaryota; Metazoa; Arthropoda; Insecta; Hemiptera; Cicadellidae
Exons: 4
Coding region: 383-1303 (306 amino acids)
Source: RefSeq, a predicted model, not a curated record
UCUGUCGGUGGUUCCAGUCAGUGCGUGUUAACUAAAUCUGCAAUAGUCGAGUUAUCGCGUAUUUAGUGACAUUUAAUUAGUUUAUAAGUAGUAGGGUAGUUAUUGGUGUUCCUCCUGUUAUUGGUGGUCCUGUAUAAUAGGGACAUAACUGUCAAAUAGAGUCCAAAAACAAGAUUCGUUUUUCGAACGUUUCACAAGGGCUAGGGAUUGGGCUGCUUGCUAAAAAUUUGCUAUUAAAAUCGAAUGUUUUCAUACAUACUUCGAAAACAGUAAGACUUAUAGACAGUGACAGUAUCCCAGAGCUUAAAUAUUUCCCUAACUAACAAGUUUCGGGGAAUUUCUCUAAGUUUUACUUGAAAAAGUCUAGGCCUAUUGUAUCAAUAUGGCCAAUUUCGAUGCCCCUAAGAGGAAAAUUUCUCAAUCUUUUGAAGGCCAUAGCUCUAAGAUAACUAGGCCUACCCAUUUGUCUAGUGAGAUGAUAUCAUCUCAGGGAAAACGGAGACGGUUGACAUCUGAAAUAUUAGAAAAUGAAUCCAGUACAGAUUCAUAUUCCAAUUCUAAUAUUCUUCUAUCAGAAAGCGAAGGAAGUGGAAGCGAUUCUGAUUUUGAAGAACAUUCUUAUUCAAGGUCGGUGACAUCAUUGGUUGAUACGUCUAAUGUAGACCUUGUCAGGGUGUUUGAUAAAACUAAUAGGCCUAUGAACUCCAGGCCCAGAGGCAGGCCAAAAUCAAAUUUAAGUUUGAAAAUGUCCCAGUGGGAGAAAAGUUGUCAGGAAAAUGGAAAAAGAAGAUCUAAAUGCACGUCCAAAAAUGCCAUGAAUGCUCGACUAAAUAGAUUAAAAAAGAAACAAUACAUUGAGAAUCUAGAGAACAGAAAUGCCAAACUGGAAUCAGAGAAACAAUCAUUGAAAAGUAUGUUAGGCACUAAGAUUAAAGAAGUGGAGUCAUUGAAGAGAAGAACAUUGUAUUUGGAGAGCGUUAUUAAAAAUGAAAGUGAAAUUGCAUCAGUGCUGCGUUGUGUGCGCCAGCACACUGGUUUGGAAGUAACGUCGUCUCUCCUUAGGCCGAGCACCCAACAUAGAAACUCCCCUGUUCCUGAGGAUCAUACUCAAGCUGAGAAACCCAGUACAAAUACUCAUUCAGGAUUGGAAACACCACAACCUACAGAGGAGGAAGCUUUUGCUGCUGCAGUUCUGUGGCGAUUGGCGUUGCACACUUUCUGCCAUCCUACAAGCAGUGGAAGUCGUCAACUUAAGUCAUCAUUGCCGAAUUACAAAUCUGACUCUCCCAGAGACACGAGCUAGAAGGUCGUAAGAUUGCUACCUGCUUGUUGUUUCCGGUACGUAACCUUAGGUAGGUCUAGUAUUUUUAAGAGUGCAUCAUUAACGAUAAAGGUUAUGUACAAUUUUGUAUUCCUCUGAAACUAAUCACUUUGAUAAUUUUUUGUAUUGAGUUAUUUGUUGUUUAAAAAUUAACGAUUGCUGUAAAAAUAAUAAAAAUUCUUGAUAACAUAAUUCAUAACCUAGAUUUAUUUCAAGUUCAAUUUUUGUGAUAGUGAGUUCAAGUUGGGAUUAUUUAUUGCAGACAUUAUCAUGAUUAUAAAAAAACUAAGCAUUCACAAAAACUUUUGAUUGACAAAAUAUCUCACAUAAGAGUUCUUUGUUGAUCUGUUGUUAGCACUUGGGACAAGUGUUCCGUUUAUAGGCCUAUCUGUAUUACACAUUUGCAGAAAACAAGACCGCAGAAUUUUGAGAAUACAUGCCAAUUCUUGUUCUUUAAAUGUUGAACAUUUAUAUGUGGCAAUGAAAGUUAAAAUCUGUUGCAGAUAGUUAUUAAUUAAUCUACGUUGGUUAAGAUUGAGAAGGAGAAGGGUUACUGAGAUUUCCACAGUUUUUGGCUCAGCCCUCUCUAGAGUUAAUUCAGUAGCUGCCAUGUUUCAGGCUGCUGCUGUCUUUCAUUUUAGGUAGGAUCAUAGUGAUACAUUCAGAAGUUAUGGAAGUCUAGAUCAACAAGGAACUUUGAUUUUCACACAAGUAAUACUCUUCAUCAAUUUGUGUGAAUACCUAAUGAUUUUACUUGGCCUUAAAGAUAAUACAAAAUAAUAUUUUAAGACUUAACAUUAAAAAAAAUGUAUUUCAUGUCCGUCUUACUUGAUUAAAUUUAUAGGGGCAAUUUAUUAUUAAUGAAGAUUGUGGGCUUCACUCACUUUUUAGUUUUGCUUCCUCUUACUUACUCUUACUCCCAGGGCCAUGCAUAUCUAAGAAGAUAUUUGGCCGCACCAACAAAGCCUCUCCAUCUUGCUCUAUCCUCUGCAUCCUCCUCAGUUGCUCCUAGUUGCUCCAUGUCUUUCUUUACUUGGCUCCACCAUUUUUGUUUUGGCCUUCCUCUCGGUCGCCUUCCUUCGGGAUUUCUUAGUAAAACUAAUUUUAACUUAUUUUGCUCCUCUCUUCGUAAAACAUGUCCAGCCCAUCUAACUCUUCUACACUUAAAUUCACACACCACAUCUGGAUCUCUGUAGAGUUCUCUCAGUUCUCUGUUGUGUCUCUUCCUCCAUUCACCACCUUCAUAAAUUGGUCCAUAAAUUUUUCUUAAAAUCUUAUUUUCGAAUGUGAUUAACUUCUUUUCUUCUUUUUUAUUUGGUUUCCAUGUUUCAGCUCCGUAUAAUAAUACUGGGCUGAUUAUUGUCUUAUAAAUUCUAACUUUGGUGUUUUUAGACAGUAACUUAGAGGACAUCAGUCUGUUGCAAGCGUAGAAACAUCUGUUUGCCAGAUUUAGUCUAUUUUGAAUUUCUAUUUCUUCUUUGUUUUCCCUGGAUAAGAUAACCCCUAAGUACUUAAAAUGUUCUACUUUUUCAAAUGUAUGGUCAUCUACCUGCAGUGGGUCCCCAUCAUUUACUUUUAAUCCUAAUUGUCCUGUUUAGUUUUGCUUCCUCAGGGUUGGAAAAACUAUUUCUAUCCCGCAAACAGGUCGAACGCCUAGCCACGACUGUCGGAUCAGUUUAACUUAGUGAAGGAUGUUUUUAUGUUAUUGCUAUAUGUUUUUUGUGUUUUGUUGCUAGUUAUCAGGUUUUUAUUUUGUACCACAACUGCGAAUGCUAUCUUAAUUUUUUUUUACGGUUCUUAUAUUAUUUAGCAUUCACACGCCUCAAUUUUUCAGAAAUAUUAUUAACAUACGGAAUACAUACUGUGGUCAGAGGUUUAUCUUGGUGCCGGGAUCUUCAGGACUAUUGACUUUAUUUAAGCUCUUUAAGGCUUUAGCAAAAACAAAAGGAGGGUAUCCACAGUUUUUGUGUUUUUUAUAUUUUCCAGUUCUGUUUUAAGAAUUUCAUCAUAGACAAUUUAUUAGGCAUGCACUUCUGUUGCAAAUGACACUAUUUUAUAAAAGGAAAAGAAAUGUAUCCAACUCGGAAAUUAUUCUCAUAAUGAGUUAAAGGAGCUAAUAAAUCAGCUGGGGAUGUGGGAAUGGGCCAGAUGUAGAAAUGUCAGUGGUUCAACUGUACCCUUCUCAAACUCAACCAAAGUAGAUGAAUCAAAACUAUCUGCUUACAAUUUCAACUUCCAUCACCCAGAGUUUGUAUGUUGGACGUUGAGAAAGAGAAUCAGCACUUUUCAUCAAAAUUUACGGACUUGUUUUCUGUAAUUUAUGCUCUAAGAGGACCACUUUUCCUCCAACUUCUUAGAGUGUUGUCCAAUUCCUCGUAAGCUAAUGUACUUAAGAGGUUAACUCUCUGACGAUUAAUUUACAGUCAGUAUUAUAAUCUUUCUACUGCUAGUGUAAAAUCUUUUGUACUAUUUAGUUUUUCUUUACUUAUUUAGGACAUUAAUGGUCUCAUUAUGUACAAGGGCAGCUUAUAAAAUAAGGGCCGUUUUUGUGUAUAAAUCCGUAGUUUGCUUGAACGCCACAACAAGGCUUCUUGUCACUUACUGACAUUCUUUGUCAACAGAAUGACAACAUUCUCAGCUCUGUAGCGGACAUGUACGCUUCUCUGUGUGUUAAAGAAAAUCUAGAAACAUCCACCUGACAUUCAUCUUCAGAUGACUGAUGUGUGCGACCCUGAUGCAAUGAUAGCGAUCAAAGUGCAGAAAUAGGUUGGAAAGUUUACAAUUGGCCAUGAAAAUGUUCAUAUAGGAAGGAAUUGGUUUUUUGGUGGUUACCAGUAAGCGUUGAGUAACCUCGUUGCGGCGUACAAGCGAACUACGGAUUCAUGCGCAAAAACAGCCCUUACUAAAUAAACCGCCCCUCGUAGUAACAAAUUUGUUCAGCUUUAUUUUUAUAAAUGUUUACGGUUAACAAAUUGUUUGCAAAAAUAGCUCAUAGUAAUAAACACAAUGAAAUAAUUGUUUAAGGAUAUGAUGUACAGUAAUUUCACGAGGAGUAAUAUUGUGUGUGUUCCAGGUUCCUUUUAUUCUCUGCAUUUUCACCACUGUAAGCCAGGUAUCGAAGUAUCCAAUUUAUUUUCUCUCAGUUGAUUCGUUGAAAAUACUAUUUGAUAUCAGAAAUAUUUUGUCUCUUAAGAUUCUGUCCGAACAAUCCAUGUGAUUUUUGUCCAGGAUAUCUUGGAUUUUUACAUUCAUUUAAUACAAUUUUUAGACAUUUCCUCUACGUUAUUGAUGCACUCUAAAAACAUUGCUUAUAGAAUGUAAGAUGUGUAAGAUGUUCCUUCUUGUUUUUGUACAGCCUUGAAAAGCUCCCAAUUGACUUGUUGAGUGAUGUAGAACAUGUUUUAGUUUUUAUAUCUUGUUUAUUUUGUAAAUAAAUUGUUGUUAAAAUGUA